UGCAAUGGCUUCAUCUCAAUCACAAGGGAUACAAACCCUACUUGAAGCCGAGAAAGAGGCUGCCAACAUCGUUCAGGAGGCGCGUAAAUAUAGAGUGCAGCGCUUGAGGGAUGCUCGAUCAGAAGCGCAAAAGGAAAUUGAUGAGUACAGACAAUCAAAGGAGGCUGAAUUCGCAAGCAUCGAGAGUGGAAAACAAUCCUUGAUUGAUGGUGCACAAUUGCAAGCUGACAAAGAAACUGAAGCUAAACUUGCUAUCGUAAAGGAGUCGUUUGCGAAGAAUCGGGAAGCUGUCGUGCAGAAGCUCCUCGAUCGGGUUAUCCUUGUAGAGCCUAAACUGCAUCGUAAUCUCAGGAAAGAGCAAUAAUCGAUUGUGCAUCCACUCUCCCAUACCAAAAGUCCCUCAUAAUUUCACCGCUCAAAAGGCGCCCACUUUACAUUGGGUUAAUCCAGCAUGGAGAAUAUUCAACCUCAACAAGCACCCAGAUAUGAAUCAAUUCGGGUGGUAGAGAAUGAAAUCUUGUAUUAAGUCGCGUGCAUAAGCUGUGAAGGUCGAGC
Cantharellus anzutake is the source of this 555-nucleotide messenger RNA. Its product is annotated as H+-ATPase G subunit-domain-containing protein. Gene Ontology annotation, molecular function: proton-transporting ATPase activity, rotational mechanism. Gene Ontology annotation, biological process: proton transmembrane transport. The record is from RefSeq and is a predicted model, not a curated record. The transcript is spliced from 4 exons. The coding region runs from base 5 to 364 and encodes 119 amino acids. Lineage: Eukaryota; Fungi; Basidiomycota; Agaricomycetes; Cantharellales; Hydnaceae. Gene Ontology annotation, cellular component: vacuolar proton-transporting V-type ATPase complex.